Molecule: messenger RNA, 13412 nt
Organism: Coregonus sp. 'balchen'
Lineage: Eukaryota; Metazoa; Chordata; Actinopteri; Salmoniformes; Salmonidae
Source: the annotation of a GenBank genome assembly
AUGGAGAGGGACUUAUCUGGUGUGUUCUCUCAUCCUCUAUCUCCUCCCCCGUACUCCUCUCUCCAUCUCACCUCUCACCAGGUGUACGAGCGAGGAACCAACGUGGAGCAAUUUGUUACCCGCUUCCUGUUGAAGGAAUCAGCCAAUCAGAUCCAUUCUCUGCUGAACUCGGUGGAGAGUGCUGUGGACGCUAUUGACGAGCAGCACUGUAGCCAAUCAGGGUGAGUUGUGGAGUGAGGAGGACACCACUGCUGUGUCAUGUCUUUAUGUGUGUGAAAUUUAGCCUGGCAGUCCCCCAAAUGGAAAUCACUCAGGUUCCUAGCUAUGUGCCUUCUCUGGCUACUGUGAUCCUCACUCAUCCUCUCUCUCAUCUCUCAUCCCUCUCUCUCUCUCUCUCUUUCUCUCUUUGUCUGUCUGUCUGUCUGUCUGUCUGUCUGUCUGUCUGUCUGUCUGUCUGUCUCUCGCUCUCUCUGUAUAGGUACCCUACUAAGGUCAGUCAACGGGUUCCAGAGAAACGUUAUGAGAACCCAGUAACUGACUACCCUCCUAACAACAGAGUCAGUGCUGUCAAGGAUGCUGCCCCGAGGAACAUCAACACUGCUACAGGUGAGGCCUCUAUGCCUGUGUCACACACAAGAUACACUGGCAUAGGCCUACAGUAUAUCGUCUCUCACUGAAGAAGGUUUGUAUAGAUUGGAGUCGAUUAUCCAGCCCCUUCUACAAUCUGCUGAUUCAUUUAAGUGAUGUACUUUACCUUCUGUCUCCCUCUCUCUCCCCUAAGAACACCCUCUCUCUCCCCUAAAAACACAUCACAUUUAAGCAGAAUGUAGACGUGUCACCUGAACCAAAUGCAAUGUAAAUUAAAUGUUUUCUGAAUGAAGUGCGACAUACAUUUGUCAGUUGCAUUUGUGAUUAGCUUGGAGACAAGCCUGGUAGUAUUAAUCAAGCAGAAUGGAAAUCAAAAGCACUGUUCUCUUCUUUUAUUUCCCAUUUUCUACAUUCUCAAUCAAUCAUCUACAGGAACAUAGAGAUGUGCCUGGCGGCUCCAGCUCUCCCACAGAGAGGAUGAGGGAGGGAGGGAGGGAGGGAGGGUGGCUGUACAAUGACACAGAUAUGCAGAUCAAAAAGUCACAUACAUUUCACUCUGCUUACAGCCAUCACUUCAGUUAGAGUUGGCCCUAUGUUCUGCAGUGAGCCGCUGUAAAGAUGUAGGCCUAUGGGUUUCAGUAGCAAUAUCAGUCUACCAGAACCAGUGUGCAUUUGCCAGACACCAUCAUUUUUAGAUUUCUUCAUUCAUUCAGAACCACAAUGACAUUUCAGCUGUUUCAUGCUUCUGUCUCAAAGAUAAUUCUGGAAUCAAUCCAUUUAAAGCAGCUUGCAUAACGUACAGCAUUCAGAGCAGUUACAGAAUAAAGAAAGAGUGCACAAUCAUCAUGCAUCAUGCAUACAGUAGAUAAGCAUUAUGUACUGUAAGUAUACAGUUGUUUGGGAGUAGACCAAGUGCUGAAAACUACUUUUCAAUGGGGAUAAAUAAUCCAAUUUUCCCUGAAUCCAUUCCUGAAUUUCAAUUAGAGCGCGGCUCCACUGUAAAGCAGAGAUAGAGCUUCUGGCUAUGGCCUCACAAAUUAAUUCCAGUCAAAAUUGCUCUCAUUUAAUAACAAUCUUUAUAGAAUUACAUUAGAAUGACAUGGAAACCAUUGAAAUUGUCUAUAGAAAGGGGCAAUUUUGAGUCCAUUACUUAAGCCUGACAGCAGUUAAACAUUUCCCACAGACACUCAUAAACCUGACCGUUAGGGCAAUAAAAGCCAGUAUUACAGCUGUCAGCCGCUAGGAAGAAGGCCUUGAUUGGGGCCAGCUUUGUCUGGCCUGUCAUUUAUUUUAUCAGGAAGAAAAUAUUGAUCAAUACUUCCCUGUGCCCCACUCCCCCUGCCUCUUACUCGUAGACUCACUUGUUCUCCCCUGACUAUCCCACACACUUUUAUCAAAUAUCUUUUUUUCCUACAGUUUUUCCUGCUAUAUUGCUAUAUCCCUCUUUUUUGUAUCAUGGCAGACAAAACAUUCUCGUUGCAGAAUCUGUCUGUGCUCUCUCUUCACUGAUCAGAGAAUACCUUGCCAGUCAAAGUGCUCAAUUUAAACAUUCACACUGAUCAGUUUUGUGGAACUGCCUCCUUGCAGGAGUAUAUGACACUAUGGGAGAAAUUUUGUUUUUAAAUGAGCCAUUGUUCAUUGUUCAAUGUUACCUGAGGCAAGCCACACUCCAUGCAUUUUGACAAUUGUGUGCUUGUGCUUGUGUGUGUGAGUGUGCAGGCACCAGUGCGUGGAAUGAAAAUGUUCCUUGCUCACAGCCUAUCUGCGACUGCCAUAUGUUAGACAGUAUGGUGAGGCAGCUGCACAUGGAGAUGGCUGUCUGUUGUUAGCAUGGCCAGUCAGGAAUAAUGACUGCUCUCCUGCAUAUGACAGAGAGUAUGCUCAAACAGCUUGGACAGCCAUUCAGCCAUUCAGCCCCAACUGACCAAAUGUGCCUGCUAUGUGCAUGCUUCAAAGGUCUCUAUGGUUAUGGCUGGUAGUUCCAAAAUGCCGCAGCUCCUCUAAGCUCUGUGCUUCUGUGGUAAGCUCAUCCACACAGGGGGAAGUGUCAUCCUCUAAUUGGCUUGGCACCUUGAGAGGUGAUGAUUUUAAAGAGCAGAAAGCCCUUUUCCACCACUAAUUGGUUGUGUUGCAUCACAUGGAGGGGAGAAGAAUGGAAUAAUUAAUAUUAUUUGCCUACCUGUUCAUUUCUGCCUCACUGAGGCCUCCUAUCACAGGGCUUCUCAGUGUGUUUCAUUCUAUUGUCAUUGUCGUCCCUGCUGGGCCUUCACAGCACACACUAAUAUCCAGGGUGACUUACAAAGGCAAAGCUAAUCACAAGAGCCAAGUGCGCUAGGAUAGAAUGUGUUAUUUCUUUCUACACAGAGCUGAGGCACUAGGUAUAUAUUUCAACGUCAAACCUUGAAUAGUCAUGAUUUUUCCUGAUUAACAAAUUGUAUUCCCUAUUUAUCAGACCUGGUUGGAACUCUUUAUUUGCAUCACAUAUUCAUAGACUCUGGAGCAAAAGAUCUGUACCAUAAAAUGUGUUGAAUGCUGGGAGUGUGUUGGCAUCAGGUGUUGUAUGCUCUGUUCUAUCAGGGGUGGUGGAGGUGAGGAAAGAGACGCUGGAGGCACAAAUCAACCGACUGGCUGAGCUGAUUGGACGCCUUGAGAACAAGGUAAGAACCCCCACCCUGCUCAAAAAAAUGACACUGAACAAAAAUACAAACGCAACAUGUAAAGUGUUGGUCCCAUGUUUCAUGAGCUGAAAUAAAAGAUCCCAGAAAUGUUCCAUUUGCACAAAAAGCUUAUUUCUCUCAAAUGUUAUGCCCAAAUGUGUUUACAUCCCUGUUAGUGAGCAUUUCUCCUUUGCCAAGAUAAUCCAUCCACCUGACAGGUGUGGCAUAUCAAGAAGCUGAUUAAACAGCAUGAUCAUUACACAGGUUCAUCUUGUGCUGGGGACAAUAAAAGGCCACUCUAAAAUGUGCAGUUUUGUCACACAACACAAUGCCACCAAUGUCUCAAGUUUUGAGGGAGUAUGCAAUUGGCAUGCUGACUGCAGGAAUGUCCACCAGAGCUGUUGCCAGAGAAUUGAAUGUUAAUUUCUCUACCAUUCGUCGUUUGAGAGAAUUUGGCAGUACGUCCAACAGGCCUCACAACCACAGACCAUGUGUAACCACGCCAGCCCAGGACCUCCACCUCCACAUCGCUUCUUCACCUGCGGGAUCGUCUGAGACCAGCUACCUGGACAGCUGAUGAAACUGGGUCUGCACAAACUGUCAGAAACCAUCUCAGGGAAGCUCAUCUGCGUGCUCGUCAUCCGCACCAGGGUCUUGACCUGACUGCGGAUUGGCAUCGUAACCGACUUCAGUGGGCAAAUGCUCACCUUCGAUGGCCACUGGCACGCUGGAGAAGUGUGCACUUCACGGAUGAAUCCUGGUUUCAACUGUAUCGGGCAGAUGGCAGACAGAGUGUAUGGUGUCGUGUGGGCGAGCGGUUUGCUGAUGUCAAUGUUGUGAACAGAGUGCCCCAUGGUGGCGGUGGGGUUAUGGUAUGGGCAGGCAUAAGCUACGGACAAUGAACACAAUUGCAUUUUAUCGAUGGCAAUUUGAAUGCAUAGAGAUACUGUGACGAGAUCCUGAGGCCCAUUGUCAUGCCAUUCAUCUGCCGCCAUCACCUCAUGUUUCAGCAUGAUAAUGCACGGCCCCGUACCGCAAGGAUCUGUACACAAUUCCUGGAAGCUGAAAGUGUCCCAGUUCUUCUAUGGCCUGCAUACUCACCAGAUAUGUCACCCAUUGAGCAUGUUUGGGAUGCUCUGCAUCGACGUGUACAACAGCGUGUUCCAGUUCCCGCCAAUAUCCAGCAAUUUCGCAUAGCCAUCGAAGAAGAGUGGGGCAACAUUCCACAGGCCACAAUCAACAGCCUGAUCAAUUCUAUGCGAAGGAGAUGUGUUGCGCUGCAGGAGGCAAAUGGUGGUCACACCAGAUACUGACUGGUUUUCUGAUCCAUGCCCCUAACUAAUGAAUGUAUUUCAAUUGACUGUUUUCCUCAUAUGAACUGUAACUCAGUAAAGAAUUUGAAAUUGUUGCAUGUUGUAUAAUCUUGGAAAUUGCAGUUUGUAUUUUCUUCUUCGCCAUGAUCAGCUCAGAAAUUGAUGAAUACAAACUUGAAAUCACUGAUUAUCAUGACAAUUUAGCCCACUGAUUGAAACUCCUGGACAGCAGUCGUGAGUAGCUUAAUUUCAUUCCACAGGCUAUUGUCCAUUUUACUUUGGCCUGUCCUGUUUAUAGGGUUUGGUGUGUUUGUUAACAUGUUAAUUCAUAUUCACAUCGAAGCCCAUUUUUAUUUGAUAGGAUGCCAUUUAGGCUAUUUAAUCAGAAACACUCAUGAUGUAAAAAGUGUCUGUCUCAUGACAUUAUCAUACAUUUGGUCACCCUGUAGGCUACAGAAAAGGCCACAGAGGCUUUAUAGUAUUUCUACUGUAUAGGCUGCUACAUGAUUUGUGUUAGAUGACUUUGACAGAGAGUUGGUGAAGCGUUGGUGGAGUGCCGCAGCGCUGCAUCUCUCCAACAGUACCAUGGAGAGGUGCACUGGGCAUGGACAAGAUCAAUAUUUUGCACCCCUGCCUUUGGCAAAGUGGGCACUGCUUAUCAUGGGGCAGCAUCAGCACUCACCUUAAUAGCCCAUACAGUGAGGGAAAAAAGUAUUUGAUCCCCUGCUGAUUUUGUACAUUUGCCCACUGACAAAGACAUGAUCAGUCUAUAAUUUUAAUGGUAGGUUUAUUUGAACAGUGAGAGACAGAAUAACAACAAAAAAAUCCAGAAAAACGCAUGUCAAAAAUGUUAUAAAUUGAUUUGCAUUGUAAUGAGGGAAAUAAGUAUUUGACCCCUCUGCAAAACAUGACUUAGUACUUGGUGGCAAAACCCUUGUUGGCAAUCACAGAGGUCAGACGUUUCUUGUAGUUGGCCACCAGGUUUGCACACAUCUCAGGAGGGAUUUUGUCCCACUCCUCUUUGCAGAUCUUCUCCAAGUCAUUAAGGUUUCGAGGCUGACGUUUGGCUGACGUUUGAACCUUCAGCUCCCUCCACAGACUUUCUAUGGGAUUAAGGUCUGGAGACUGACUAGGCCACUCCAGGACCUUAAUGUGCUUAUUCUUGAGCCACUCCUUUGUUGCCUUGGCCGUGUGUUUUGGGUCAUUGUCAUGCUGGAAUACCCAUCCACGACCCAUUUUCAAUGCCCUGGCUGAGGGAAGGAGGUUCUCACCCAAGAUUUGACGGUACAUGGCCCCGUCCAUCGUCCCUUUGAUGCAGUGAAGUUGUCCUGUCCCCUUAGCAGAAAAACACCCCCAAAGCAUAAUGUUUCCACCUCCAUGUUUGACGGUAGGGAUGGUGUUCUUGGGGUCAUAGGCAGCAUUCCUCCUCCUCCAAACACGGCGAGUUUUGUUGAUGCCAAAGAGCUCGAUUUUGGUCUCAUCUGACCACAACACUUUCACCCAGUUCUCCUCUGAAUCAUUCAGAUGUUCAUUGGCAAACUUCAGACGGCCCUGUAUAUGUGCUUUCUUGAGCAGGGGGACCUUGCGGGCACUGCAGCAUUUCAGUCCUUCACAGCGUAGUGUGUUACCAAUUGUUUUCUUGGUGACUAUGGUCCCAGCUGCCUUGAGAUCAUUGACAAGAUCCUCCCGUGUAGUUCUGGGCUGAUUCCUCACUGUUCUCAUGAUCAUUGCAACUCCACGAGGUGAGAUCUUCCAUGGAGCCCCAGGCUGAGGGAGAUUGACAGUUAUUUUGUUUCUUCCAUUUGCGAAUAUUCGCACCAACUGUUGUCACCUUCUCACCAAGCUACUUGGCGAUGGUCUUGUAGCCCAUUCCAGCCUUGUGUAGGUCUACAAUCUUGUCCCUGACAUCCUAGGAGAGCUCUUUGGUCUUGGCCAUGGUGGAGAGUUUGGAUUCUGAUUGAUUGAUUUCUUCUGUGGACAGGUGUCUUUUAUACAGGUAACAAACUGAGAUUAGGAGCACUCCCUUUAAGAGUGUGCUCCUAAUCUCAGCUUGUUACCUGUAUAAAAGACACAUGGGAUCCAGAAAUCUUCCUGAUUGAGAGGGGGUCAAAUACUUAUUUCCCUCAUUAAAAUGCAAAUCAAUUUAUUCAAUUUUUGACAUGCGUUUUUCUGAUUUUUGUUGUUGUUAUUCUGUCUCUCACUGUUCAAAUAAACCUACCAUUAAAAUUAUAGACUGAUAAUUUCUUUGUCAGUGGGCAAACAUACAAAAUCAGCAGGGGAUCAAAUACUUCCCUCACUGUAUGCCACUGGGUGAAUUAUGUUUCAAUUGUUUUGGGGCAGAAUUAUGUGUGGUGUUAUGUGUUGUUGGAGGUGCGUCUUGGUCAGUUUAGCUUGGGAAAUGCCACCCUCGUCAAUCUGCCGCCCUAGGAGGGUGCCUAAUCAUGCCUAAUGGGCGGGCCGGCCCCUCUAUCUCUAGUACAUCCUAUGGUGCCUCUUUAGUGCAUCUCCAACAACACAUCCAAUCUGUGCUGCACCUCACAGGCAGGGCUCUAAAUUGUAAAAAUGUAUUUGCAGCACUGGUGCUCCCUACUUUCUUUGACUUUUUAACCCUUUUUCGUGACACACUGCUCGCUUAACCCGGAAGCCAGCUGCACCAAUGUGUCGGAGGAAACACCGUACAACUGGCGACCGUGUCAGCGUGCAUGCGCCCGCCACAAGGAGUCGCUAGAGCGCGAUGGGACAAGGACAUCCCAGCCGGCCAAACCCUCCCUUAACCCGGACGAUGCUGGGCCAAUUGUACGCGGCCAGCUGCGAUACAGCCCGGGAUUGAACCCGGGUCUGUAGUGACGCCUCAAGCACUGCGAUGCAGUGCCUUAGACCGCUGCGACACUCGGGAGGCCCGGUGUUCCCUACUUUAAAAAACUAGGAGCACAACAUAACAUUUUGUAGUACCAGAAAAUACGAUUUGUUACAUGUUCAAUUUUGGUCCUUACUGAACACUUCUCGUUUUUGUUUCUACUUGGUAUUUUUGCACUCACUUGGUUUCCCAGGUUCCAGUUUUUUGGCCCUCCAGGCCUGACAUUGAACAGCCCAGGCCUAUAUGAAUUCUAGCUACUUCUGAAGCACAUGCUGUGCCUUAGAAACUAAUUUGUAACCCUGUAAAUACAUUUUGUUUAUUAUAAAAAUAAAUAAAAUCUUAAUACAAAUACCUGUCAUUGAAAUUAAAAAUACAUUUGUGGAAUGUUAGGUUUCUACAUUAUGUAAAAGCACAAAUUUGAGAUGCAUUACAUUGAAAAUUGUACAGCCUUUUUAAAAGUGUCAAGUUUGUGACUACAACAUGCAAGAGAUCAGUCAUUCAUUAAUUCAUUGCUAUGAUCAUUGAUCUCCUGAAGAAGCUAUCCCUUUUCCUUUCUUACUGUGCCCCCAAAUGUUUGGAUAUACUACUGGUAAAGUUAUCAGGUUGCUAGCUAGCUAGCUAAUGGCGUAAUUAACUUGACUGAACAAGAUGAAAUAAAAUAAAAGGUUAAGGGCCACAAAGUCCAAAUUGUCUAUAUCGUACAAUACCUUGAAAAUUCAUAAUUUAAAGUUAGAUUAAGGCUUAAGGUUAGCAGUGUGGUUAAAGUUAAGGUUAGUGUUAGGUUUAAAAUCAGAUUUUAAGAAAAUAAAUUGUAUUGGUUUUUGACUUUGUGGCUGUGGUAACUAGUGACGACCCUUUAAAACGGCCCUCGACAUGGUUUAUGAACGUAAAAUGCGCCCCCCCAAAAAAAAUCCGCGAUAGGAAGAUGGGGGGAAGGGGAGGGAUGAGAGAAGAGCACGAGGGAGAGAGAAAGAAAGAGACAAAGGAAGCAAUUAUAGAGCCCUGACUUCCAAACUAUUGCAAUAUGUCUUGCUAUUUCUUUCACCCAUCCCUCCCUCUCUCCCUAGCACUCUUCUCCCCCCUCAUGCCCUCUCCCCUUCUCCACGCUGUCUUCCCUCACUCAUUCCCUCACUCUCUCUCUGUGUCUCUCUCUCUUUCAUUCUCGCUCCUCUCUCUCUCACUCGCUCUCCUCUUUGUCUCUCUCCGUUGCCCAUGUCUUGUAUGCAGUGAGCAUGGUAGACUAAUGGAGUCUCCAGUUAAUUCUGUUGUAUCUGGCAGGCAGGCGAGUUCUUAUUGCAGCAGCUAAGAAUAGCUGAAUAGGUUUAUUCCACGCUUGAUGAAGCGCCCCUGAGAGAACAAGGAAGGCGCUGUCAGAUCCCAGUGAAGAUUCCUAAAGGGAGGAUUUCUGGGUCUUCCCAGGCAGACCUUCUGUGUCACAGGGCUAGGAACUAUCCUGGAGCAGUCAACUGUACUGUACAUCUAUGGCGGGAUGGAUUUGGGGGGAUCAGACAAAUGUUCCCUCACAGAAAAUAUGUAUUUGCAGCGGGCUGCGCUGUUUGCCGCAAGUGCUUAUUAUCCAUGUUAUAAGAGAGGGACUACAAAUUAAUGGGUGUGAAAAAAUGUAUUACAAAAGGGUUUCGAACAGAGUGAGAAUUUUGUUUACUGGAUGCCGUUAUGACUAACAUGCAUUGCACAAAUUGAGUUGUCUUCUGCCUCACGAGAUCAAAGUAGUAGUCCCCUCAGCUAUUUCCAUGCUAUCUCCGUCUGUGAUUGUACUCAUGAAUGUACUUUUCUGGAUUUCUCUUGCAAACCAGGCAUAUGCUUUAAAUUGUUAGUCCUAUACAAUGUGACUUAUUUGCACACACUGAUCUAGUCAUUGUAUAUUACCUGCAGGAUGAUUUUAACCAGAGGUGACCUCAAGCCCAUCCCAGAUGUGUGAAGGAUCCUUGUCAUCAGAGCUCUUGUUGUCUGUAUAAUGCUGUGGAAUGCUGUAGAAUGCUUGCCUGCUGGUUCAGGAAGCAUCAUUUCCUUUCCCCGUUGUGUCAUUUUAAAUGCCUCAAUCACCGUGGCAACUGGAGCACCAGCAUGCUUUCUUUUUUUCUCCAGCAGCCCUCAUAUUGCUACAGAUGAAGGAUCUUAAUUUGAUCACUAUUUUGUUGCUGAGAAUUUUCCUGCACAGCAGGAAAUGCAAACUUGUAGUGUAUUUUCAAUAACCCAAAAUAUUGUGUUUUCACCUUUUUGAAGCUGGUGUACAAAACCGGAAGUAAAAGAUGCAAAAAAGAAACUUAAGAACGAGAAGCAUUGAAAUAGCGCACAUAGAACAGAUCUACUGCUUCUUAGACUUGCUUUCAAUGAGAAUGACAGAUCUAUAAUGCACAUUUCUAUGUGAAUUUGGUCAGGUCGCCCAAAAAGUUACAUAUUGCAGCUUCAAUUAUAAUCCACAUAAUAAUUCACAUUUCCUGUUGCUGCAGGAUUCUUUUUCUGCUGUAAUUUAGCAAACUGGCUCAAAUUAAGAUCUUACAUCUGUACAGUAUCUGGUGCUGAAUGAAAGAAAAUCCAGGGUCUCAACCCACAUUCAGACACAUCUGCGUUAAGUCUGCUCGUCAUUAUGCACCAAUAUGCACUCAGUAAGACAUUUGUGGGAAGGAUACUGCUAUACAAUACAGUGUUUAACUCCACUCCCACCGGAAAGAUGAGAGUAACUUCAGAAACACCACAGAAUGUGAAUUCUACAUGAGUUUUCAAUAGUUUCAGUCCAUAACGUACUCAUCACAGUUUGUCUCAUGUAAUGUAUUGGCUCUGUCCUAUGUGGCCUGCUGUAGACUAGGCUUCAGAUGAAUAGGCCACAGAAUGCCUGCAUUGCUAAUGCCAUUGGGCUCCCGAGUGGUGCAGCGGUCUAAGGCACUGCAUCUCAGUGCUUGAGGCGUCACUACAGACCCCCUGGUUAGAUUCCAGGCUGUAUCACAACCGGCCGUGAUUGGGAAUCCCAUAGGGCGGCGCACAAUUUGCCCAGCGUCGUCCGUGUUUGGCUGGUGUAGGCCGUCAUUGUAAAUAAGAAUUUGUUCUUAACUGGCUUGCCUAGUUAAAUAAAGGUAAAAUAAAUAAAUAAAUUGUAACUUGACUCAGUUGAUCCAGCCCACUUUCUCCUAUCACUGCUUUGGAUUGGAUGUAAAGGAAAACUGAACCCAAAAACAAUAUUUUGGUUUUUGUUUCAUUAGUCCAUUGUUGAUAUAGUACCAAAAUGUUUUGCAUAUCAUCAAGUUUUCAAGAUAAAUAACUUUCAAAAUACAGAAAUAUAGCCGGUAGGAUGCUGUCUUUCUGUAUUUUUUAAGUAAUACAUUUUGAAAAUGUCAGGAUCGUCAGGAAUAGAUGAGGACCAAGGCGCAGCGUUGCAGGCUAACAUACUCUUUAUUACGAGACACGAUCAAAACAACAAACGAUACGUGACAGUUCACGGUCUACCAUAAACAGACUAGAAACAAAACACAUGAUCUACACACCCUGGCUCAACAUAACAGUGUCCCCAGAGCCAGGGCGUGACAGUACCCCCCCCUAAAGGCGCGGACUCCGACCGCGUCAACCAAAUACCACAGGGGAGGGACCGGGUGGGCACUCCGCCUAGGCGGCGGAUGGGCACUCCGCCUCCGGGCCGAGCCGGGCUGACGAAGCGCACCACUGACUUGGUGCGGGGAGCAGGAACGGGCCGAGCCGGGCUGACGAAGCGCACCACUGACUUGGUGCGGGGAGCAGGAACGGGCCGAGCCGGGCUGACGAAGCGCACCACUGACUUGGUGCGGGGAGCAGGAACGGGCCGAGCCGGGCUGACGAAGCGCACCACUGACUUGGUGCGGGGAGCAGGAACGGGCCGAGCUGGGCUGACGAAGCGCACCACUGACUUGGUGCGGGGAGCAGGAACGGGCCGAGCCGGGCUGACGAAGCGCACCACUGACUUGGUGCGGGGAGCAGGAACGGGCCGAGCCGGGCUGACGAAGCGCACCACUGACUUGGUGCGGGGAGCAGGAACGGGCCGAGCCGGGCUGACGAAGCGCACCACUGACUUGGUGCGGGGAGCAGGAACGGGCCGAGCCGGGCUGACGAAGCGCACCACUGAUUUGGUGCGGGGAGCAGGAACAGACCGGACCGUACUGGGGACACACACCACUGGCCCUACACCGGGAUCUGGAACGGGCCGGACCGGACUGGUAACACACCCCAGUACCUCUCGCCGUGCCUCUACACCUUCCAUCCCCUCUUCGACCAGUGGCCCCCGUAACCUGGCGGCCUCCUCUGCCAACCCGCUGGACCGCUCUAUCGCGGCCUCCUGCUGCCCCGACGUCGUGAGCCCCCCCCUAAAAAAAUUCUGGGGGUCUCUCCUCCCCGUGGGCCAGGCCUCUAUAGUUCUCGCCCAACUCUCGCUCUUCUGCCUCCAACUCCCGCUAUUCAGCUCCUCAAUUGGCUUGACCCAGUCGAAGCUCUUCCUCCAUUGUUCCCAAGUCCACUCUCUCUGCUCUUCACUCGGCUUGACCCAGUCGAGGCUGCCACGGAGAUCUGCUAGGGAUCUCCCUGGCGAUGGCUCCUCGACUCGCUGCUUGGUCCAGUUGUGGUGGGAUUUUCUGUCAGGAUCGUCAGGAAUAGAUGAGGACCAAGGCGCAGCGUUGCAGGCAAACAUACUCUUUACAAAACAACAAACGAUACGUGACAGUUCACGGUCUACCAUAAACAGACUAGAAACAAAACACAUGAUCUACACACCCUGGCUCAACAUAACAGUGUCCCCAGAGCCAGGGCGUGACAGAAAACUUCAUUACUGACAUUCAAAAUAUUUUGGGACUAUGUCAUCAAUGGACUAAUGAAACAAAUACCAAAAUAUCGUUUUUGGGUAUAAUUUUCCUUUUAUGAUGUGAUGGGAAAUAUAGCUCUGUAAUACAGUGAUGGGUUUUUCUGGGCUUUACAUUUUCUUGCGGUCGGAGAUGCGCAUCUCUGAUUAAGAUCUCUGUGAUUCGAUAUUAAAUAUGAUCUAAGGCCCUUCCACAUUAUACUAUGUGAUAGCCACCCUCUCUGUAGUGUAACAUUUUCCUCUACAUAUCUGUGAGUAUAUUAGCUAGCUAAACGAUAUAGCGUGUCACAGUAUUCAAGCCAGAUUUCUGCUCAAAUACAAAGCAAGCCUUUCCUUCAUUACAUAAAAAAUAUGUUCUAGAAACAAAUAGGAGGAUAGUUUGACAGUUUGAAGGGAACUCCAUUGUUAACUGUAAUAAAGCAGCAAUAAAAUAAUAAUUCAUGACCACCUUAGUUACUGCAGUUUUUAUUAACUUCUCAACUAGAAGCUAACUACUGGAACUACACACUACUUUUUUUGCAAAAAUAAAAUAUAGAUGAAGUAGGCAAGAAUUUCCUUUAUUUUUCAGCAUCAGACCUGCCUAAUUCUGUCUUGAAACACUUUUUGUGUACCUAAUUCUCACUUUUUGUGUUUAAUAGGCUAAAUUACACAUUGUGUUAACAUCUGACUCCAGAGUGAUUUGUUCUUGCAAUUUGUAGUCUAUGACAUUUCAGAUUUAGAUAUGAUAAUUUUUCACUAAGUAGUUUGGAUACAGUGAACUACUUUUUCAAAGUAACUUUAGAUAAGUAAACUGUUUUUUUAUUAAGGGUAGCUGUAGUGUAGCUUAACUUAUUUCAGUGUAAAUUGAUUGGUAGCUUGGUAAACUAUAUAUUCAGAGUAGCUUCCCCAAAACUGAUAUUCAUUCAUGAAGGCAAGUCUUGAGUCUGAUUAAAAGAAACAUGCAUUAUUUCUGUACAGUUGCAAAUAAGACAUGGGAGGUGGAAUAAACCUGCCCACCUGGGUGUGUGCAGUGCAGAGUAGGGUUCCUCUGUUCCACUGUUCCAGUGCAGUUUAGGGUUAACACUAAUCCACUUGUGGUUCUUGUGUUUUGGUUCUUGUUGCAGACAGUUUGGUUUGACCUGCAUCAGAGGCUAACAGACACUGAUGGCACAGCCAGCGCA